Cucurbita moschata (crookneck pumpkin) is the source of this 2323-nucleotide messenger RNA. RefSeq lists its product as uncharacterized. The record is from RefSeq and is a predicted model, not a curated record. The transcript is spliced from 7 exons. Lineage: Eukaryota; Viridiplantae; Streptophyta; Magnoliopsida; Cucurbitales; Cucurbitaceae. The coding region runs from base 565 to 2151 and encodes 528 amino acids.
CGACUUGUUCUAUCGUAUCUGUGUCCCGUAUUUGUAUUCGUUUUUGUGUUCCUUAGUCAAAGAUAUUCUUCCUUGGUGUUGUUUCUGCAAUGGUGCAUUCUAUGCAAGUGUCAGAUAGAAGCUUUCUGUCAAUUAUGUUGUUUCUGCAAUGUGCAUAGUCUCUUUAGGCUCGGUGGAUAAAUUCAUUUGAGUUAAGUUUGACUUAGCUAGAACAGAUGACACAUUGCUCUAAACACUAAUCAAAUCAAAACCAGCUCCACUAUCUACCGCUAUGAAAAUUUGAGUUCAUACCACUCAAAAACUCUUCGAUCAUCUCCUUCAUAAACAAACAUUUCUAAGUCGUCUCAAGCAUCAUAAUAUCCAAUAUAAUCAUUUAAUGGCCAUCAAAAUGGAGGACACAUGGCUUCUAAACACUAAUUAAACAAAACCCAAUUCCCACUAAUCCUACCACUAUGAAUUGAAGCAAUCAAAAUAAAGCAAUAUUGAAAAUUCAUAAUCAUAACCCAAUCUCUAAGAUGCCUAUAAAAAGAUGCAUAUUACUCCCAUUUCUCUAACAUAACAUCCAUGGCUUCUUCUUCUUGUUUGAUUCCCAGAACUGUAAUUCUUCUUGUUUUCAUUGUGGGUUUUCUUCUUCCAUUGCAACUGCAGGCCCUGAAAUUGCCAUUUUCUCCUCGCGACAUGCUUCCAUUACUACCAAGAAAGGUGUCAUGGCGGAUUCUGAGCUCUUUCGAAAACCCCGCCAAUCUUCUUCCGGCAUACGUCGGAGCUGUCUCCUCUCCUGAGAAAUCUGUUCAGUGGCAAGGGGCUUGUUUCUAUCAGAACACCGCAUGGUUGGAGUUCCAUAACAAGUCUGGCUCUGAAUAUGGCGGUGGUACGCUUCAUAUAAAGGUUAGCAAUGCACAUAGUCUAACGUGUACGGAUGUUUAUAUCUUUGCAACUCCAUACCGCUGGACUUGGGAUGGCUAUUUUCUGUCUAGAGAACAUACUCUCGAGUUCGAUCAAUGGGAAGGAAAGGAAGAAUUUGAAUAUGUUAAAAGGGAAGGGGUUUCAAUUUUCCUGAUGCAAGCUGGAGUGUUGAAAAGCCUUGAAGCACUGUACAGUGUCCUCCCUUUGUUUGCAAACUCUGAAUGGGGCGAGCAAUCCAAUAUUAAAUUUCUUGAGAAUGAAAUGAGUACCACCUUCAAGGAACGCCCUCCUCCAUGGAGUACCAGCGUCAAUGUUGAUGAUAUCAACUCUGGAGACUUCUUAGCACUGUCCAAAAUUCGUGGCCCAUGGGGUGGCUUUGAGACUCUAGAGAAGUGGGUUACUGGUUCAUUUGCUGGCCAUUCUGCUGUUUGCUUAAGGGAUUCUGAAGGAAACUUGUGGGUUGCUGAAUCUGGGCGGGGCAAUGGUGGAAUGGAGGGUGAUAUUAUUGAUAUUUUAGCAUGGGAUGAAUGGUGGGACUAUGAACUCAACAAAGAUCCAUCCAAUCCCCACAUUGCAUUGCUUCCUUUGCAUCCUGAUUUGAGGGCCAAGUUUAAUGAAACUGCUGCAUGGGAGUAUGCAAGGAGCAUGGUUAAGAAACCCUAUGGCUAUCAUAACUUGAUUUUCAGCUGGAUUGACACCACCCACGGAAACUAUCCUUCUCCCUUGGAUGCCCAUAUGGUUGCUUCUGCUAUGACUAUAUGGAAUCAAAUGCAGCCGACCCUGGCAACAAAGUUGUGGAAUGAAGCUCUAAACAUACGACUUGGAACAAAGGGGCUUGAGCUUCCUGAGAUUCUAGUUGAAGUGGAAAAGCGAGGAUCAUCUUUUGGGGAACUACUGGCUAUUCCUGAACAGGAUGAUUGGAUCUAUGAAGACGGGAAAUCAGCAUCAUGUGUUGCUUUUGUCCUUCAAAUUUACAAGGCAGCUGGCCUUUUUGGUCCGCUUGCUACCUCAAUUCAAGCCACAGAGUUCACUAUAAAAGAUGCAUACAAUCUCAACUUUUAUGAAAACAAUUCAAGCCGGCUCCCAAAAUGGUGCAAUGGUGGGGAUAAUGUGACGCUUCCAUAUUGUCAAAUUCUUGGAAGGUAUAGAAUGGAUUUGCCUGGAUAUAAUACCAUCCAACCCCAUCAACAUAUGAACGAAAGGUGCCCUUCUCUUCCAACUUACUUCCAUCCAAACAACUGCUAGAAACCCUCUUCAAGGUUUCUUUCGUGUCGUGCGGGUUGGCUCUUGAAUACUUGAUGAUAAUAAGUAGUCUUGCCUUUAGUUUAAGGUUUGAUGGGAUACUCACUAAUAACAGACGUACCUAGAAAUAAGACGUCUUACAAUAAAGUAAUAAGAAGUUCAUCAUUUCGUUUAA